AUGAAGAAAACCCUCGGCCGUCAAAAGAUCGAAAUAAAAAAGUUAGAGAAGAAGAGCAGUAAACAAGUAACGUUUUCGAAACGUCGUGUUGGACUUUUCAAGAAAGCUAGCGAGCUCGCUAUUCUUUGCGGAGUAGAGGUAGCCAUUAUUGUCUUCUCUCCCAAUGAUAAGAUUUUUUGUUUCGGUCAUCCGGAUGUCGAUGUGCUUUUGGAUCGCUAUCUCACCGGAAAUUUGUCUCCGCCAAAGCAAGCAGAGAGUUAUAUUCCUGUAGCGGAGUUUAAUCGUGAUUUCACUGAUAUUGCAUUGGAGUUUGAGGCAGAGAAGAAACGAGCGGCGGAAUUGAUUCGUGCGGCAGAAAAUUCAAGGAAGAACGGCGGAUUUUGGUGGCGGGAGGCGGUGGAAGGAAUGAGAUUGAAAGAAUUGAAGGAGUUUCGAUCGGCAUUGAUGAAUUUGAGAGCCAAAGUGGCAGAGAGAGUUGAGCAAUUGACGUCGAUAAGAAUCGGAGGGCCUCUGUUACCAGCAUUACCACCGCCGUCCGCCCUGUCUCUUAUACACAUCUAG
Molecule: messenger RNA, 561 nt
Organism: Benincasa hispida (wax gourd)
Lineage: Eukaryota; Viridiplantae; Streptophyta; Magnoliopsida; Cucurbitales; Cucurbitaceae
Source: RefSeq, a predicted model, not a curated record